Molecule: messenger RNA, 1005 nt
Organism: Eleginops maclovinus (Patagonian blennie)
Lineage: Eukaryota; Metazoa; Chordata; Actinopteri; Perciformes; Eleginopidae
Product: histone H2A-like
Exons: 1
Coding region: 72-455 (127 amino acids)
Biological process (GO): heterochromatin formation
Cellular component (GO): nucleosome; chromatin
Molecular function (GO): DNA binding; structural constituent of chromatin; protein heterodimerization activity
Source: RefSeq, a predicted model, not a curated record
ACAUAUAAAAAAGCGGUUCUUCUGUCAGAGCAACACUUUCUUGAGUACCUACCUACAAGGCAGAUCUGAAAAUGAGUGGAAGAGGCAAAACCGGCGGAAAAUCCCGAGCAAAGGCUAAAACCCGCUCCUCCCGUGCCGGGCUCCAGUUCCCUGUCGGUCGUGUCCACCGACAUCUGAGGAAGGGUAACUAUGCCCAGCGCGUCGGUGCCGGAGCCCCUGUCUACCUGGCAGCCGUGCUGGAGUACCUCACCGCUGAGAUCCUGGAGCUGGCUGGAAACGCUGCCCGCGACAACAAGAAGACUCGUAUCAUCCCCCGUCACCUGCAGCUGGCUGUCCGCAACGACGAGGAGCUCAACAAACUGCUGGGAGGAGUGACCAUCGCUCAGGGCGGUGUGCUGCCCAACAUCCAGGCUGUGCUGCUGCCCAAGAAGACCGAGAAGGCUGCCAAGAAGUAAACAACCAAAACCAUCUCAAACAAACCAACGGCCCUUUUAAGAGCCACACUCACCUCUAACUAAAGAUGGAGUUCUCUUUUUAUUUUUAUUUUAAAAUCAUAUAUAGUUUGCAUAAUGGUCUACUGGGGAAUACUCAUUGUAGUAAAUACAAAUCACUCAUUGACGAAGCUAUUUGUAUAGGCUAACUAAAUGAAUAAAACUCUACUACACCUUAAUUCCCACACAGAUUUGGUACCACACUAUUCUGGUGUUUGAACUUGUGUUGUAGUGGACAUGGACAUUUAAAAUACACUUGUUUUAUAACCUAAUUCUCUUCAUCUAUGUAUUACUACAUGAGUCAAAUAACAUUACUUAAAUCAACAUCAUAUCUUAAUUUCAUUCAAUACAUUGCUAACGGGUUGGAGUUCAGUCUCCAAAUCAAAUCUCUUCAAAAGACAAAUCAUACAGUGAGGAGAAUAGAGUCUUAGAGUAAAGACAAGACGACUCCUGUCUUAACAUGUAUUAUCAUAAGGGGAGAAUCUUCAUUAAAUUCAUCUGAUCUUCAUUAAAA